Molecule: messenger RNA, 945 nt
Organism: Colletotrichum orchidophilum
Lineage: Eukaryota; Fungi; Ascomycota; Sordariomycetes; Glomerellales; Glomerellaceae
Exons: 3
Coding region: 1-945 (314 amino acids)
Source: RefSeq, a predicted model, not a curated record
AUGUCUCUCACUCUCCGUCCGAAGAAUUUUGACUGGGACCGUCCGCUAGUAAGCUUUAAGUGGGCAGAUUCGUCGUUCAUCGACUUGUUGAUCGACGUCCACGAGGCCGCUGGUACCCCUCUAGAGCUCUUCCUAGGCAUUCCCGAUCACUCUCCGCGCCAUACCAACGAAUUUCCAAUCUUGAAUGCAAUUUGUCCGGACGACAUACUUCUAGCCAUUAGGGAAGAGGCAAUUGUGUUCCCAGAUCAUGUUGUGGUCUGGCUGCACGAUAGAAACCUCAAUGGGGGCUCUCGUCUUUAUAGCGGGGUCAAAUCAGCAAAUACCUACUUCUAUCCCGAUGCACUGAAUCCGAAUAAUGAGGAAUUCCUAACCUACUACGAGAACGCUGAAGAAAUCGAAUGGGAUGCGAUAUUAAUGGCCGAACUACUGGUUGACCGCUUUUUCUUCAACGAUCCGCGGGAGUACUUCCGAAUGGCUCUGAGAGUCCGCGGCGAGAAGUGCAAGGAUGAAUGGAGGAAUGUUCUCUACCACAUCAAAAGCGGCAUCCACAAAUAUCUGCGCGCUCCUCACCUUCCACGAUUGCGACAAAAACAAACACUUGGUAAUGCUGAAGAUCAAGCAGAAGCCAUAGAAAAAAGCGAGGCUUGGGUCAAGGAAGUCAACUCGAUUCUGACCCGUCUCACUGGAACGUUGUCUAAAACAAUCAUGGCGUGGGAUACCUUUUCCCUUCGGGACGCAGCGCUUAUUGAGCGAUCUUUUGAGCCGGAAAGCUCUCUGCAUGCUGAAUUCCAGCUUCACGAUAUUGCGGUACUGGCCGACGAAUUCAAAAAGAUCCAGGUCGAUCUAAAAGACCUCGAAAGCUUGAUUGAGAAGUUCAAAGCACAGGCAAGUAUCUCCUGCUGGAAGUCUAAACUGGCAGAUUUUCUGACGCUCGAGGUUCAAUAG